Molecule: messenger RNA, 849 nt
Organism: Entamoeba invadens IP1
Lineage: Eukaryota; Evosea; Mastigamoebida; Endamoebidae
Exons: 1
Coding region: 1-849 (282 amino acids)
Source: RefSeq, a predicted model, not a curated record
AUGUUUAACUAUUCGACUAGUUUACCGCAACCAUUGGGAUAUCCCACAUCCGGCGACAUCCAACAACUCUUAUCCUUACCAUUAAAUUCCCUUCUUCCCCUCUUCGCGGCGGUCUUUAAUGAACGGAAGAUCAUAGUUCAAUCAUCAUCGCCGGAGAAGACUUCCCUAUUCAUCGCGUGCUUACUCGAAGCGUUUGCGCCGUAUGAAUGGCAACAUCUCCUCAUCCCAUUUCUUCCCGUUAAGUUAACGGAGCUGACGCAGACUCCGACGCCGUUCAUUAUUGGUGUUGAUCCAUCGGUGAUGCAAUUGAUCGACAUGUACGACGUCUUUGUCUUUGUCGAUAUCGACAACGGGACUGUCAAAUCAAACGACGCGACAAUCAUCAAUUCCGACCUUCAAAUCUUUCCAAAGAAAUGGAUCACUUCAUUGUCAACGGUUUUAACGCCUUUAUAUUCUACCGUUCCAUCAAUUUCCUCACAAAUCAAAUCUCAGAUCUUAAAGUCAGCAUUCUUAGACUUCAUGACUUACUUCACUCAAGAUAUCGAAGACAGAGUUAAACUUAUCGUCCAAGACGGCGGAGAUUUCAACUUAAAAGAAUUCACUAAAGACUUCUUCAUCUUUGGAGAAGGACGAAAAUUCAUCGAAGUCUUCAGCCGCACCGCUACGUUCGAUCAAUUCGUCCAAAAGAUCGAACGAAAAUUAAGGACCCGCGGAAUAGCAAAAGUAAAGCGAAAGCCGUCCUUAAUGACGUGGCUCAAUAUCUCGAAGGAGACAAAUUUGGUCGACAUCUCCACGGCGACCGUCGUCACCCCACAACAAGCAAAUCCGCCGGUCUUUACCUUCCUAUAA